Nezara viridula (southern green stink bug) is the source of this 1287-nucleotide messenger RNA. Lineage: Eukaryota; Metazoa; Arthropoda; Insecta; Hemiptera; Pentatomidae. The record is from the annotation of a GenBank genome assembly.
AUGGAAGCUGUAAAAAAAUUAUGUACAUUUUUUCGGUCAGUUGCUUCACCAAUGGAUUUAUUUGGCUGGAAAAAACGCAUCCAAGAUCUGCCUUUAGAAAUGCUUGUUAAUAUUUUUAAGUAUCUACCACCAAGACAAACAGUUAUGUUACAGAAUGAAUGUAGAUCAUUCCGAAUCGCUGUGGCACUAAACGUUAAAGGCAUGUUAACAAAUAUAAGACUUGAAAUUAGGAAACAGGUAACUCGAUUGCAAACUAAAUUGCUGAAUAUUGUAAGAACUCACAAAAUGUUACAUCCUGGUUUGGUUAGAACAUUACUUGCUUGGCGCUGUCUUCAAAUGGAUGUUUCCCUGCUAUAUAUAUUGGUGUGGAGAUAUCGUAAUGACAUGCAUGUUUGGUGUGCUUUAUCAAAUUUCUUAGGCCCAAUUUUUGAAGAAGUCCAGAGUGAAAUGAAAGCACUGGGGGAAGAAGAAUGGAAAGGAGAAAAAAGCAAAGUUGUACAUGAGCAUUUAGAAAAUUUUUUACGGCGAUUCACUGAAGAAAUUGAGGUUCAUUUUUAUUCUUCUGAAAAAUGGACACCUUUUGAAAUCAGACUUAUUGAGCUGAUGUUCUGUUGCCCAUGUGGAAAUCUUAAAAUGCAAGUCAGAACCGAUAAGACGGGUAAUAAAAGGAUUGCAAUAUACCACGAACUGAGAGAUACUAAGGACAAUGUGUCUCUGCCAAAUGUUAAGGAACUAGAGUCAAGAGCAAAUAACGAAAGAGAAAUUCUCAAGUUCAUGAGGGAAUAUAUACGUAAGGCAAAUUUAUUUUUAAUACAUUCAAUUGUAAAAAAAAUAGAAAACUUUGGUGUUGAAGUUGAUGACUUUAUUUAUGAUCCUCUUAUGCAUGAACUUGUUGUGUUUACAACUUACGGAGAUGAAUCAUCGAUAAAGUAUUCUAAGACAUUGUUAUCUAAUGGUACAGUUGAGGAACUUUAUGAAAGGUGUUUAACAACAAAUGUAGGCCGCUGUGGUUUGACAUGCUCCUUUGAAAUCAAGAAUGUAGUAACAAUCCCUCUAAUUUUUAAUUCUUUGAAUGAAAUAUCAGAUAAAGUAACCGAAUAUGAUCCCAAUAAAGAAGUGUUGUGCUAUGCAUGCUCUCAGCCCGCAAUAGACAAUGCAUUUGCUCUUAGCAUCCUCUGUGAUUAUAACAAGAAUCGGUACAUAAAAGAGGUAUUAAUUUUGUACGAAGAAAAAAUAAAAAUAUUACAAAACAUACACUCCCCAUCUUACUAUAAUAUUCCUGUAUGA